Molecule: messenger RNA, 1171 nt
Organism: Annulohypoxylon maeteangense
Lineage: Eukaryota; Fungi; Ascomycota; Sordariomycetes; Xylariales; Hypoxylaceae
Product: arylamine N-acetyltransferase 3
Exons: 1
Coding region: 105-1094 (329 amino acids)
Molecular function (GO): acetyltransferase activity
Source: RefSeq, a predicted model, not a curated record
GCGAAAUCUCGUCAAUUUUCCUAUUAUUAUAUAUUUGAAGACCUCAUCAUACUCCUACCUCCUCUUCGUACCUCACUAGUGUCUCGCUUUUAUCACUGUUCAAAAUGACUAACAGACCUAGAUUUAUCAAUGAGCAACUACAGGAUUUCUUCCGCCGCAUUUCACUGCCAAGGAGCGAAUGGUACAAUACUAUUGUAGAUCACGGUGGCAAUAGUCAACUUGCCUACCUACAAACUCUUCAAAAGCAUACACUAGUUCGUAUUCCGUUUGAGAACAUCACGCAGCACUACUCUUGGCACAGGACCAUAAAUGUACGACCGCAACACUUAUUCAACAAGAUCGUGCCUCAGCCGAGUAAUCGAGGAGGAUACUGCAUGGAGGUCAACUCGUUGUUCCAUACCGUCCUUCUAAGUCUAGGAUACAUGGUCUACAUGGCUGGCGCUCGCGUUUACAGCAAGGAGACGAGAAAAUAUGGUGGGUUUUCACAUUGCGUCAAUAUCGUGAUGAUCGAUGGGAAGAAGUAUAUGGUCGACGUGGGGUUUGGUGCAAACGGGCCCACCUUCCCAGUUCCUCUUUUACACAAUGAGCCACAGAAACAUAUGUCGACUGGCACUACCAUGAUCCGGAUCAUGAAUGAGCCCAUCCCGCAAGCCGUCGACCAGUCCCAAAAGGUAUGGGUAUACCAGCAGCUCAACGAGACGGAUUUCGAAUGGGCUCCCCGGUUCUGCUUCGUCGAGUUCGAAUUCUUGCUCGAGGAUAUCCGCGGCUUGAACCUGAAUCCUUGGAAGAGCCCCACAUCGUGGUUUACACAGAAGGUGAUCGUGUCACGAUUCACGACUAACAUGGAGAAUGAAGAGACCGAGGCAGCAAAAUUGGCGUGGGAUGAUCCGAAAGCAGUGGAUGAGGGCACAAUUAAUGGGGAUCUAGUUCUUUUUCAUGAUACAUUGAAGUGGAGGCGAGAUGGAAAAACUAAGUUGGAGGUCCAGUUUGAGAACGAGAAACAGAGGAUUGAUGCGAUAUGGAAGUAUUUUGGUAUUGAGUUAGAUGAAGAGGAUCGGCUGGCUAUUCUUGGUACCGUCAGCCAGAUUAAAUGAAUAAGUGAAAUCUUAGAUUAGGAUUCCAUCAUGAGGCACAAUGAAAGUGUCAUAUAACCUAAGUACCUGGCUUCCAC